AAUACCUGGCUGUCCGGGUCAAAACCGGACAGGUGGCAACCCUAUCUGUCGAUGACGUCACAAAAGAGGCGCUCGUGUAUAUAAGAUCAAUGUGGAAGUCGGCAUUUGGAAGGUCGCAGGUGGGGAGAGCCGUCAGAAGAACUCAACCAGCACCCACCUGUGACCCAGAAAGGAUCGUGCAAGGUCGGCCCAAACCUGGCUCCCGCGGGUAUCGGGCCGGCCCGCACAUCACUACAAAGCAGGGAAUAAGGCAAGUGGAUAAGUGGCAGAAGCCUCAGGAUAUUGAGAAGUUUUUUCCUCAGACGUGACUCAGACUCUCUCCCCCCCGCUCUCAGCAAAUCACUUUCUGUUUCAUUUCUCUGACAGAAACUGAGACCGAGAGCGGAAACUGCUGGACUGUUCCACUGACACACAGGGGUGGGAACUGCAGUGUAUCAAUAACGGUCCUACUGACACUGACCGGCCAGACCCCCCUCUCUCACCUGUACCGGUGUGGUCUGCUCUCUGGUGAUUAUCUCGUUACAAAUAAACGAUGCACAAUGUCUGUACGGCUCCUGGAUUCCAUCUGCGCAGGAUUGGGCUCCAGGGGUCACAGUCUGAUACAGCAAAUACUAUACACUUUUCGAAGCUGGUGACCCUGAUUGGGAGGAACACAAAUGUAGUGGAUUAUUUUGCCAAUGCGCUGGAUACGAAUGGAAGAAAUUACAUUUCGAGGGUUCACUGCCGUAUCAUCUGCACAUCAAUCCCCAUGAGCUUCAAACUGGUUGAUUCCAGCCUCACUGGGGUGUAUGUCAAUGAUGUGCGGAUUAAUGUUGAGCACUUUCUACAUGAAGGAGACACAGUCACAUUGGGACACCCAGAAGGUGCCAAUAUCUGCCCUGGCACCAGAGCUCGUCAGCCUAACUCAGAACUCUACUUUCUGUUUGAACAUUGUCUCUGCACGAUGGAGCAGUUGUCUGCUGAUGGCUCGUCUCAGGAAUGUGCAGUAUCUCCAUCUCUGAAUCAAACAGAAGAUAAUAUUCAUGCCCAGAUGGACACUGGGGUUACUGCAGGCCCUGGUGUCUUUGGGGAAAGCCUUUCUGAUCCUAAAAGCAAUAUCUCUCCACCUCUAACCUGCACCUCACAUCCCAGAACUUGUUUUGAAGAGCAAAAGCAGGAACCGGAGCCAUCUAAAAGCACAGUGUCCAUCAAGGACAGGAUCAUGGUUGAACUAAGUUCCGAGGAGCUUUCUAAUAUGUUCUUACUUUCCAACAAGCCAUGCGUUUCAGAUAAAAAAGGCUCUUACCAGUCAGAAGAAGGAAAAUCUUUGAAAAGAAAAUGCUCUGCACAAGCUCAAGGGUUCUCUGUCCCUGAUCCUUACUGUAAGAUUGGUGCCAUUGAUCCGUCCUGUGAUGGUACAGAGUCGGCACAUGGAGAUGGAACAUCACUUUCUCAUUUAUUACAAUACAGAGAGGAGGAGUGUUGUGGGAAACGAGAUGAUGAGAGAAUCGACAACCAAAGUGUUGUGAAAUGUGACACUUGUGCAAGAGUGUGGCCAGAGAGUGAUAAGAAAUCUGUGUGUAUAGAGUAUGUCUCUAGUGAACACACUGCUGAUAGUAGUGAUAGCCCAGUGGCCCACGCGUUCCUCCAACUGGACACAGACAAAAAAAACCAGACAAAGGCUUGUAUCUCCUCUUCUGUAUGUUUGGCAUCCAGUGAAAACCCCCUUCAAGCUCAGGUCAUACCUUGCAAAGAAAACUGCAGAGAAAAACCAGUUCAUAUAUAUAAGGACAACCCUCCACUGCCUGCGUGUAUCUUAUCAUCGAUGAUUCAAGAAGAUGUUGAGUUAAAGAAAAGACACCAAAAUGAAGAAAUACCUAAUUCUGGAUCUGUAAGCCCGGUGGUUGUUCCUUUAAUGACGGUGAUGUCCAUUGAGCCCUGCACUGUAGAAAAGGAGCCUCAGGACAAAGCCAUAGGGGAACGCAUUGCAUAUAUGUCUAAACAAGCUGAAGACUUGGAUCUCUGCAGUGCUGUUGGAAAAUCCAUAGAAAAAAAACGAAUGCAGAUGGAGCCAUCAGUGCCAUGUGAACAGGCAGUAAUGCAUAUGGAAAGUAAUGGAGAUGAAAAGAAGCUGACAGUAAGUCUUAACCAGGUGGAAUGCAGAGGGAAUAGAGUGUCUAAUGAACUAUUGGGGGUCUGUCACCCCAGCAAUGACAAGGAAGAUCUCCCAUCAAGGGAGAACGUCUCAUCUGUGGUUAUGAGAGAGGCAAGGUGUGGGUCUGGCAGUCCUCCUCCAUUGCAAUUAGUCCAAUGUAGGGAAGACGCUACUGCCAAUGUUCUACUCAAGAAAGAUACAAAUGAAACAGCAGAAAGAAAAGUAGAGGUGGAACAAAAUAACCAUAAUGGUGUAUAUUACAGUGUAGCUAAUGAGACUGAUGAGCUUUGCAGGGUUAACAAAGAGCCUCAGGUAAAUAUUCUGCUUUCAGAGCAAAAUCUGCAGAAACCAUUUGAUGAACACGAUGAGGAACGGUCAUUUGAUUUCCAGAUUGUGAAUGUUUUUAGUUUGUCUCCUUCUAUAAAUUUACAUUCCCUGGACAAGACCAGUGGUUCCACUGAAUCCAUCGGCAGUGAGAAUAUUUGUGUGGGUUCCACUGAAGAUAAGUGCGUAGGAGGCCAAGAAGGUCUGAUUGAGGCUAAAAAGAUGAUGGACACAGCUACACAAGUGUGUGUUUUAUCCCAAGACUCUAGUACAAAGUGUGUUCAGAUAAGUGAGACGGUGACUUGUCCUCAUGAUAUUGCCGAUCCACUACACACAAUUAGCACCGGAGAAUAUCACUUGGUACCAGCAUCCGUGCAAGAUUCCUCCUCCCCUGAGCCUAAUGCCUUGUCACAUUUACAUAACGACAUGGAGAAACAUAAUAGGAGUUCACUGAAACGAUGUUUCCAUGACACAGGGAACAAAUUAUCUUCCAAGAAGGAAGUUCCCACAAAAAAGUGUCGAAGGUGGCAUGAGGAGUCACAGGAGACAUCUGGAAUUGGUGUCCAUGGAGCAAGUAUUGGGAACAUUCUCCAGCAAUUUAUUACAGAGCAUCAGACAGUGAGGCAGGCAGAUAAAAGGGAAGGAACUGCUUGUACACACAAUCAACAUUUGAUUGCCCAAAUCAUUCAUGACUUUUUUAAUAGUCUGGAAACAGUAAGUUUGGCACAAGGACAUUCUUUUAGUUUAAAACACACUGAGAUUCCAAUUGAAACACAAUCAGUCAAUGUAACACACAUGGCUCCUGAGACACAUGAAACACAGUCUAUUGGUGUAACACACUUGGCUCCUAACACAGAUGGAACACAAUCUAUGGAUGUAACACACAUGGCUCCUGACACAGAUGGAACACAAUCUAUGGAUGUAACACACAUGGCUCCUGACACAGAUGGAACACAAUCUAUGGGUGUAACACACAUGGCUCCUGACACAGAUGGAACACAAUCUAUGGGUGUAACACACAUGGCUCCUGACACAGAUGGAACACAAUCUAUGGGUGUAACACACAUGGCUCCUGAUACAGAUGGAACACAAUCUAUGGGUGUAACACACAUGGCUCCUGAUACAGAUGGAACACAAUCUAUGGGUGUAACACACAUGGCUCCUGACACAGAUGGAACACAAUCUAUGGGUGUAACACACAUGGCUCCUGACACAGAUGGAACACAAUCUGUCAGUGUAACACACUUGACUCCAGACGCAGCUGAAACCCCACCCCUGCCAUCUACUUUCUCAGAUGACAUCACAUCAGAUCCUGAGUUAGAAAAAAUAUUUUCAGAUGAAGAGAAUGUUUCAAAGGAUUCUGGCCUCAGUGAAACCAUGCCGUCCCCUUUACAGUUCCAGAAAUACAAUGAAACCCAGAAAAAGCCAAUCAGUUCUAGCUCUGGUGAGUCCAGCUCACAAACACUUAAUGUCCACAGUAAAGGGAUUGAGGAGCAACAGUGUGCCUGGGCCCAAUCAGAGCAUGAUGUUAGGCUCCAGCUGUCCAAGUGUCAGUCUGUAUUAAGAGAGGUCUCCCAGGUCCUCAGUGAAAUCCAGGGGAUUGAUGAAGAUACAAUGGAACAGUGGAGGAAAGGGAUCUUGGAUCUGCAGAAGGAGAGCCCUCUUCCUAAGACACACAUUGCUGUCGUUGGAGAGACUGGAGCUGGGAAGAGUAGCCUGCUGAAUGCCCUGCUAGAGCAGGAAGAUCUUCUUCCCACCUCGGCUAUGAGAGCCUGUACUGCGGUGGUAGUGGAAAUUGAGAAAAGUUCUGUUAUUGGAUACAAGGCAGAGGUGGAGUUCCUCUCCAAAGAGGAAUGGGAAGGGGAGCUUAGAGCCCUUAUCACAGACAUGAAGGACAAGUCGGGGCGCUUUAAGAAACGGCCAUCGGAUAAGCCAGAGACUCAAGUGGCACAUAGCCGAGUCAUGGCCGUGUAUGGUAAAAUAGCAGAGUUGGAUGAGCUUAAAGAUGAUACCACUGUUACCAAGUACCUGGGGGAGAAGAAACAGAUAUCCGAGAAUACGGCAUCAGCUUUCCGCUCAGCUAUUGAACUGUACAUUGACACAAACUCAGAAGAACCCACGCAGAGAAACGGAGGGCAGAUCUGGCCUAUUGUGAGAUGUGUCCGGAUCUUUGUCCCAGAGGCAGACGUUUUGAGGACAGGAGCAGUCUUGGUCGAUCUUCCAGGAACACGAGACUCUAAUGCAGCCAGAGACAGAAUUGCCAAGGAGUAUCUGAAGAAAUGUGAUGUUGUUUGGGUGGUUACCAACAUCACUCGGGCGGUGGAUGAUAAGACAGCCAAAGAGAUUCUGACUUCAAAUAUGAGGCGCCAGCUCCUUAUGGACGGUCACUAUGAGAGUAUGGCCGUCAUCUGCACCAAGACUGACCUGUACAACACCCAGGAGAUCAAGAGGGCUUUGCAUUUACACGAUAAGACCAGAAAUCUGGAGGACAACGUGGUACAACUGGGCCAUCGACUCAACACUCUGGAAGCUGAGAGGAAGACUUUGUAUGAGCAGUGGGAAAAGGGUGGAACUUUUGCUGCAGAAAGUGAUCCAAGGAAUGAGAUCCUGGCAAAAGAGAAGGAGAUUAUCCACUUAAAGCAGCAGAGGGAAGAGAGUCUGAGGAACAUCAAUCUGAUCUGUGUCAGUGCCAGGAACAACUACUCCAAGCAGCGUAUCUGCCAGGACUUCUAUCAGAGCCGCCAGGAAUUGGAAAAAGGAGAGGAUGAAGCAGAUGGAGAAGAGGAAGAUGAAGAGGAAAGAGAUGCAGAGAGCAACGUGGAUGAAGAACCAUCUGAGGGCAAGACACUAAGAGUCUUCACUGUCAGUUCCAAGGAAUUCCUGGAAGUACGUAGAAGUGCACUGGAGGGGAGCACACGAUUGUUCAAUUCAGAGAGGGACACAGAAAUCCCAGAUCUCCGGGACUACACCAUUGAGACAGCACUUAAAUGUUCCAUGUUAGGUGCAGAGAGGGUUAUCCGGAAUACAGCGUGCAUUAUCAGCCAAAUUAUUACCUACCUGCUGAAUCGCAAGGCCCAGGAUGAGAGUCACCAGGCCGAGAUCAAACUCACAGUGGAGAAGUGUCUGGAUGAUCUCCGGGAGCAGCUCACAGAAGCAGUGUCUCUAUGUCAUGAGCAGAUGACUUUCUUUAUUCAGGAGAAGAUUAGGGGAAGUCUAGACAAGGGAGUGAUGUGUGCAAAGGAAUCUUGCGAGAGCAUUGUCAGGAGAUGGGCUUCCCGGCAAUCCGGAGGGUAUUCCUACCCAACAUACAGAGCGACCUGUGUCCGGCAAGGCUACUAUAGCUCACCUGCAUGCGGAGUCAUUGACUUUAAUGAGCAGUUGUCACAACCAAUAACCAAGGAAAUCACCAAAUCUUGGACUGAAGUUUUCAGUGGGGAGCUUGUCAGGUGCUUAAGUCAAUUUAACCAAUUCGUUGCCAAGCAGCUGGGAGCGUUUUUCAACAACAUGAAGUCUCUCCUGGUCGAACUUGGAACAGGUUAUGAAACGAUUGUCUCCAUUGAGAAACAGCAGCUGAAAUCUACCCAAGCAGAGCUCCUGCAUUUCUUUGUGGAUCAGAAGGAAUUCAUCAGUCACAGGCAGCGGCACAUCUCACGCUUACUGAACCCCGAGGUCCAACAAAGGAUGAUUGAAGUGUAUAACGAAUGUCAGUCUGUCAGGGGUGCGGGGAGUUUUGAGAGAAUGAAAGACUUGAUGACUUCCCAUGUGAAUAAGGAAAAGCACAAGAUCUUUGGAGAAGCGGCAGAGAGUCUAAUGAAACAGCUGAACUUUCUACAGACAAACAUUCGGGAAAGUCUGAAGAACUUUGUGAAAGUCCGACAUCAGUCCCUCAGGCAACAGUGUGAGCCCCUCCUGCAGCCAAUGAAGAAAGAGGAGGAGAUCCUGCCAGAUCUCCAAAAUAUCUGGUCCCACGUUAGUCACAUAUGCCAGAGAUCACAAGUGGAUUUCCAUCUUCCUGAGCUUGAGAUCACCCCCAAGCCUAAACCCUGUGACCAAGACACAAGGACCCUGAAUAGGGUGGAACCACCCGAAAUAACCUGCCUGAGCAACGUAAAGCACAUCCUCAACUGCAACACCAUCAAGGAGCCCAAUCAAGAUGUUAAUACGGAUCAUCUCAUUCUAAACCCUGGCCCCUCCUCCAGCGCCCUGCCGCCAUCUUUGUUAUUGUGCAGGAAACGAAGCUCCGUGUCUCCCCAUAGAGGAGGUUUUGAGAAGAAGUCACAUGUGAUAAGAAAUCUCACCCAGCAGGAGCCAAGGUGACCCUUCCAUCAAUGUAGUUGAAGUUCUAAAGUGGAUUAGGCUCCUUGCAGCCCCCGGAGCAAACUGUACCCCCAGGGGAAACGGUGUAUAUACCAAAUAAAGCAGCAACACUCCGGUAUUGUUGGAAGUAGUGAAAACUUUACUAAAAUGCCUUAGGCAACGUUUCGGCUACACAGACCCUUUGUCAAGCCAUAAGGUGACCCUUCCAUAUUUCCUUGUUGGACCAACUAAUCAGCUGUUACCCACAAUUCCUUCUUCCGUUGAGAAGUUUGGGGCAAAAUCGAGUUCAGUUCAGUUGAGCAGAGCAAUGCGGCAUCUUGUGUCCCCCAGUUACAGGAUCUGCUGCUUCUCAACAGUCACCCCCAUGUCCUUCUCCUGACCAGUCCCAUUAGCCUGUCCUGUGUGGGGGUCUGUACUGCUGGGGUACCUAUUAAAUACAUAGGGUGGACGUGUAGUCAAUGGGGGAUCCAGUCCGUUUUUAACUCAAUCAAAUCCAAUAGUGAGGCCUAUCCAGUAACAAAACUGUUUUAAGCAGAAUGAAGGGCAUUCUGAGGGUUAACCCUUGAGAGGUGGGGCCGAAUGGAUGGGAUCUGGGUGCAGGUUUGGAUCUUUUCAUUGUGGAUUCAUAAUUAGUUGCUAUGGAUACAAGUUCUAUUAGUAGUCAUCUGUUUUUAUGUGAAGUGCAGAGGAAUCCAUUUUCCCAUAGGCCUGUACAGCAGGGUGUCUGGAAGUGCAUGGGUUAAGGCUGUGGGUGCAGAAGGAGAGCGGCUUUCCUAAUAAUAAUAACUUGUUCCUAAUAAUAAUAACUUGUUCCUAAUAAUAAUAACUUGUUCCUAAUAAUAAUAAC
This is a messenger RNA of Xenopus laevis (African clawed frog), 7622 nucleotides long. It is a transcript of the gene nuggc.S, whose product is annotated as nuclear GTPase, germinal center associated S homeolog. The coding region runs from base 533 to 6775 and encodes 2080 amino acids. The transcript is spliced from 23 exons. Lineage: Eukaryota; Metazoa; Chordata; Amphibia; Anura; Pipidae. The record is from RefSeq and is a predicted model, not a curated record.